AUGAUGCAGAUUAAUCUGUACCAUGUUCUGCGUCAGCUUUUAAUUAAUGCCCGUUUUACCGGCGGGAGGCGAAAACAAUUCACCCUUAUUCCUCCUGAGAUAAUUGUUGCCACAAAAUCCCAACAAAAUGAGAUAUUUUCUGACAUUCAUGAAAAAUUAAAUGAACUGGAGCAAAAUUUCACAAACACGCAACAAAUAUUAGAGGAAACUCAAAAGAAUUUAACACUCUGUAUAAAUGAAAAUCCCCAAAUCAAUGGAAUUUUAGAGAAAAUAUAUAAACUGGAGAUGAGUGUAAAAGAUAUGCGAGGAAAUUGCAAACAGCCGUGUGACAUUGUCAUACAAAGACGAAUGGAUGGUUCCGAAGAUUUCUAUCGUACCUGGGCCGAUUAUAAACAUGGAUUUGGUAAUAGUUCUGGAGAAUUUUUCAUUGGUCUGGAUAAAUUGAACGAACUUACCAAUUCACGUCCCUAUGAGCUGCUGAUUGUCAUGGAAGACUGGGAAAAUGAUAGACGUUUUGCUCGAUAUGAUCAAUUUAUAAUUGGCACAGAAGCGGAAAAGUAUGUCCUCAGGGUAUUGGGGAAAUAUAGUGGUUCGGCUGGUGAUGGUUUGACAUAUUCACUGGGUUCGAAAUUUAGUACCAAGGAUCAAGACAAUGAUGAAUGGUCAAAAAAUUGUGCUGUUGAAUAUACUGGAGCUUGGUGGUAUAAGCAAUGUCAUUACAGCAAUCUGAACGGAAGUUAUCUGAGAGACACACCUGCCGUGAACCACAACCCCCUCGAAGCUCCCCAGGGGGGCACACCAAUUGUCAGGCUGGAUCGACAGAACCAGGGGCAACUGACACCCGCGGUACGGAAAACCUCCGAUCAGGCUCGAGUCUCACAACACUAA
Musca vetustissima is the source of this 888-nucleotide messenger RNA. Its product is annotated as fibrinogen-like protein A. The transcript has 4 exons. The record is from RefSeq and is a predicted model, not a curated record. Bases 1 to 888 code for a protein of 295 amino acids. NCBI's taxonomy places the organism in Eukaryota, Metazoa, Arthropoda, Insecta, Diptera, Muscidae.